AUGUUUGUGAAAGUAGUCCUAGAUGAUUUGACUCGUAUAGUGUUGUAUUGUCGACAAUAUUUGCGCUUAAACAGUGGAAGAAUCGCACACUUUGCAUGCAACUUGCCACCAAGCCGUCGACACACAGGCUCUUCCCGCGCAAAUGUUGUCCUCACCGCGGAAGCACUAUACUGCCAAAUCCACCUAUAUUGUAGACUUCUUUUAGGAUAAUG
Messenger RNA from Cylicostephanus goldi, 212 nucleotides. The record is from the annotation of a GenBank genome assembly. Lineage: Eukaryota; Metazoa; Nematoda; Chromadorea; Rhabditida; Strongylidae.